This is a messenger RNA of Tupaia belangeri chinensis (Chinese tree shrew), 1439 nucleotides long. It is a transcript of the gene LAPTM4A, whose product is annotated as lysosomal protein transmembrane 4 alpha. NCBI's taxonomy places the organism in Eukaryota, Metazoa, Chordata, Mammalia, Scandentia, Tupaiidae. The transcript is spliced from 7 exons. The coding region runs from base 175 to 876 and encodes 233 amino acids. The record is from RefSeq and is a predicted model, not a curated record. Gene Ontology annotation, cellular component: lysosomal membrane.
GCUCGCGGCUUUCAGUGAGCAGGCGCAAAGGAACUGGCUGGGGCUCCGGCCGGGGGCGGGCUUGAAGACGCGUCGUUUGGAUUUGGAGACCGUGACGGAGCUAAGUGGGUUCCGCGGCUGGGCAAAAAUCGAUCGUCAGGGACCCGGCCAAGAACGAGGCCCGCGAGAUUCCCAAUGGUCUCCAUGAGUUUCAAGCGGAGCCGCAGCGACCGUUUCUACAGCACCCGGUGCUGCGGCUGUUGCCAUGUCCGCACCGGGACGAUCAUCCUGGGGACCUGGUACAUGGUCGUGAACCUGUUGAUGGCGAUUUUGCUGACUGUGGAGGUGACUCAUCCAAACUCCAUGCCAGCUGUCAAUAUUCAGUAUGAAGUCAUUGGUAACUACUAUUCCUCGGAGAGAAUGGCUGACAAUGCCUGUGUUCUUUUUGCCGUCUCUGUCCUUAUGUUUAUAAUCAGUUCAAUGCUGGUAUAUGGAGCAAUUUCUUACCAGGUGGGCUGGCUGAUUCCGUUUUUCUGUUACCGGCUCUUUGACUUCGUUCUCAGUUGCCUGGUUGCCAUCAGUUCUCUCACUUAUUUGCCAAGAAUCAAAGAAUAUCUGGAUCAAUUACCCGAUUUUCCCUCCAAAGAUGACCUCCUGGCCUUGGACUCCAGCUGCCUCUUGUUCAUCGUCCUCGUGUUCUUUGUCAUUUUCAUCGUUUUUAAGGCUUACCUAAUCAACUGUGUUUGGAACUGUUAUAAAUACAUCAACAACAGAAAUGUGCCUGAGAUCGCUGUGUACCCAGCCUUUGAAGCACCUCCGCAGUAUGUCUUGCCAACCUACGAAAUGGCCGUGAAGAUGCCUGAAAAAGAACCGCCACCUCCUUACUUACCUGCCUGAGGAAAUUCUGCCUUUGUCAAUAAACCCUAUACCAGCUUUUUGCCUUGUUUAUUUUACAGACUGCUGCAAUGCAGGGCUCCUACACUUGUUUGAUAUACAUACAUUGCCUUGUGUAAUCAUAUAUAUAUAUAUUUUCAAACACUAAGGAAGUUUUUGGACAUCUAUUAAGUGUCUUUUUUCGUUUGUUUUUUGGUUAGUCUAUUACAUUUUAAUAGUUUUUGAAGACAAUCUAGGUUAAGCAAGAGCGAAGUGCCAUUGUUUGCCUUUUAUUGGGGGGUGGGUAGGGAAGAGGGGUAUACUCCACAUAUUUUCUUUUUUAACUUUGCACUUUCUUUAUAUAAUCGUUUUGCAUUUUGUUUAUUUGCUGCCCUGGAUUCUUUGAGAAAAAAUGAGUUACAUAUCCAGGGCCAGUGAGUUGAGUAGAAAGUCUGAGGUUUUCAGCUGUGAAAACAGGAAAAAUACAUAGCCUUUUGACCUGUCUGUGGAAGUUGGUGGUUGCAUGUUUUUAAUUUGUGUGUUUCCAUCUUUGUGAUAAGACGCUUUAAUAAAUCUCUUAAAUAAUU